Pochonia chlamydosporia 170 is the source of this 1428-nucleotide messenger RNA. Its product is annotated as acid sphingomyelinase. The coding region runs from base 1 to 1428 and encodes 475 amino acids. Lineage: Eukaryota; Fungi; Ascomycota; Sordariomycetes; Hypocreales; Clavicipitaceae. Gene Ontology annotation, biological process: sphingomyelin catabolic process. The transcript is spliced from 3 exons. The record is from RefSeq and is a predicted model, not a curated record. Gene Ontology annotation, molecular function: sphingomyelin phosphodiesterase activity.
AUGUGCCCGGAUCGAGCACUCAGUGUGAUGGUCGACCCAUCUGCUGCAGGUACGCCCUACACCACGGCAGACCAGCCUGGCAACACCAAGUUCCCUGCGGGACCCAACGGAGACCACAUGUGUGAUGUGCCCUUUACGCUCGAGAGAAGCAUGUACGACGCCAUCAACAAGAUUGUUCCAGAUGCCGCGUUUACCAUUUUCACUGGCGAUAUUGUCGACCACGCCAUCUGGAACACCAGCCAGACAUACAACACCAACUUGAGUACGUUCCAACAUGCCUACGACACCAUGAACUCAACCCUCAAGCUCGUCUACGGCACCGCUGGUAACCAUGAGGCUCACCCCGUCAAUGCCUUUGUCCCCAAUGCCAUCGGUCACGACAGCCAAUGGAUCUACGAUCUUCUCUCCUCCGACUGGGCACACUGGAUUGGCCAAGGCUCAACAUCCACGGUGGAAAAGAUUGGUGCCUACUCAACCAAGUAUCCCAACGGCAACCUCCGCAUCAUCUCGCUCAACACCAACCUCUACUACCGCCACAACUUUUGGAUGUACCAGGCCUACGACGACAAGGACCCCAACGGUCAAAUUGCGUGGCUCAUCAACGAGCUAAACGCGGCCGAAAAGGCCAACGAGCGGGUGUACAUCAUGGGCCACAUGCCGCUCGGUGAAGCAGACGCCCUCCGUGACGGCUCCAACUACCUCGACCAAGUAUUCAGGCGGUAUCAAAACACCAUUGCGGCCAUGUUCUUUGGUCACACGCACGUCGACCACUUUGAGGUCUCCUACAGCGACUACACCAAACGCAGCGCGUCCAACGCCUUCAUGACAUCCUACAUUGCGCCCUCGCUCACGCCAACCUCGGGCAUGCCCUCGUUCCGCGUCUACACUGUCGACCCCGACACCUUUGCCGUCCUCGAUCACACCACCUACAUGGCAGACAUGACCAACCCUUCCUUCCAGACCACGCCCGUCUGGACAAAAUUCUACUCUGCCAAGGAAUCCUACGGCCCCCUCGUCUCGCCUCCCCUUACCGACCCCCGGGCCGAGCUCACACCCGCAUUCUGGCACAACGUCACCGUCGCCUUCGAGAACGACGAUUCCCAGUUCAACGCCUACAUUGCACGCAAGUCGCGGGGUUGGCAGGCUGCUGCCUGCACAGGCGAAUGCAAGACCAAUGAAAUUUGCCAGCUCCGCGCCGGCCGCAGCCAAGACAACUGCUGGAAGCCCAAGCCUGGCAUCAACCUGACAAAGAGGUCUGGCAUUCACGCCGAGAGGGGAGAGCACGACGAGUGCGGUGUUCCCAUUACGUUGAAGACGCUAACGACUGUGGGAACGGACGAAGCCGCGCUCGCAGAGUUGAAGAGGGUCAUGGGAGAUGUCGUUGCGGAGGCCAAGGCCAAGGGCAUCAAGGGAGCCGAGGCCGCUUAG